AUUUUAAAACGUUCACCCAAGCUUUCAAAAGCUUCGAUGCUGUGAAAAACCACUUUCACACAUCUCUUACAAGGGGUUUUCAAAAUAUUGAUCUGUUGCAGAUUUGCACGUGUCAUAAAUUACACUUGCAUGUAAAAUCGAUCUUUCGAUACCCCCUGGUUUGUUUUGAACUAAAACCAGGGCUUUAGCAAAGCUCAAUGGUCAGCUGAAGAUGGACAGAAUGAAUGAAACUCUGACGAGGAGAUGCAACGUUGUGGUGGACCUAAUUCGGUCUCUACCAACUGCCAAAAUCACACAAUCCUGCAAAGACCGCCUUCUCAAAUUAGUGCAAGCAGAGCUCAAUUUUCUGUCACGCUCAACCAUUUUGUCAGGCCCGAUUAGUACAAACAUUGGGUAUGUGGAAGCUAUUGUGAAUGUUGUGCUACAACCAGGUAUAAAUGGAGUGUCUUGUGUAUGCAAGACGAUCCAAGGACCAUUGCAAGGUAGAUCUUUUAAUGUUGAUUUCAGAGGAACUCACGUUGAUAUAGUUUGUACUUAUAACAGAAAGCCAACAUGGUUUGUUGUUUCUGAUAGAAAUCCAAAGUAUAUUUCUUGGUCAAAUAAAUGCAGUAGAAAGGGAUUAAAAACACGUUUGGAUUUCCUCCUGGAAGCUGCAUUGAGCAGUGUCAUUCUACAGCCAGUUUCAAUAAUUCUUUGUUUUGCCAAUGGGAUUGAGAAUGUUAUCGCUCAAAGACUCAAAGAAGAUUAUAGUGCAGUGCAAAUAUCUGAUUUCAAGCAAAAUAUUGUUGAAAAGAAAAAUGUAACUAAAGAAUAUUUAGGAAGGCCAGGGACAUGUUACUUUUCUGAUAUUUUUCAGGAUGUGGAAGGCGGUGAAUGGGUCAAUGUUCUUGAUAUGAAAGAAAAAUGCAUAGAAGAUUCAAGGAGUGAUGCUUCCAAUGGAAAUCAAGUUUGGAUGGCAUUUGAGAUAAAAGUUAAAGAGAAAAAUCUUGGGAGUGGAUAUGUUCAGUGUCAAAUUGAUAGGGUUAACAUGGUAGACAAAAGCUGUCCUGAGAAUGACUUUGCCCAAGAAGAAAAACAUAUGGAUCGACUGGAAGAGAAGUUAUUGAGUGAAAAUGUAGGCCUGUUGAAGGAAUGCAUCCCCCAACUUGACAAGAAGUUUCUUUCAAUACUUGUAUCAAUGGACUUGUCUUCAGAUUUGUUGGUAAAUGGUAAAGAGACAACUAUUUUGAAAGACAAUCUGAUUAAUCUGGAUACAACAGCCUUAGUGGCACUUGUUUCUGAACUAAGCAAUGGUUGUGCUAAGAAACUGGUUGAAAUGUCAGUGGAAGACAUGAACAGGCGCUUCAAGAGUACGACAAGCUUCAUGAGGGAUCAGGCGAAGUCUGAGAUUAGGAACCCCAUCUUGGAAGAUAUGGCAUCUAUUCUAGGAGGAAAAAGAGCAAUAAUUUCUCAAUAUGUUGAUGAUGAAUUCAGGGAUCUUAUUUCAAUGUGCAGUGGUCCUAAUGAGAAACUGCGAGCAGAAUGCUUACUAAAGUGUAUAUUGGUUUUGCCAGACAAUCCUUCUGCUCGUGUGAUGGGCCUUCCUGAGACUGGGAAAAUCAAAUUGAAGCAUAAAGUGAUCUUUGGCACUGGAGAUCUCUUGCAUGCUCCGACAUUGACUGCUAAUAUGGGGUUUGUGAGAGCAGUACGGCAGACAGGGAUGCCCUUAUUAGUAUUAGAGCAUAGACCUCGGGCUUUGGUUGGUUGUUAGUUCUAACGACGAACUAGAAAUCUGUCUGGGAAUUGAGACUGAUUUAUAUCUUCAAAUUUGUUUCAGAAUUUUUCUCAGUUUGUUCAUCGAUACUCCCUUGUAUGAUGUAUCCUUGUAUCUCACUGUACUAACUACUAAGCAUGGGCUUUCUUUGUAGAGAUGUUUGCUAGUGUUAUUGCUCUGUCCAACUAACGAAUUUUCUGAUUUUCGUUCAAUUCAAACUUGAAUUGUGUCUACUAGUAAUGAUUUGACAUCGGCAUCUUGUUUGUAUGAUUUCCUUUGUUUAUUGUGGAUGAGGCACCUGGCAUCAUAUCUUGGAGUAGCUUGUUGGCAUAUGGACUUUCUUUCUUCCCUUGGUGACCAAAUUGUUGAUGCGAAAGAUUACAGUUAUUUUGAGAAGCUUGUUACAAAAUUUGUUACAGAUUCUGAAAAUCUUAUAUUUAUCAUAUGGACAUAUAUCAAAAGGGGCACUUCACUAGUGCUUAGAACUUCAGCAAGCUUAUAUUGGCAAAUCUUCAACUGCAGCAUUGUGGGCAAUGAGGUUAAUCGCAACAAAAGAUUGCAGAACUCAGUGACCUGUUUACCAUGGACAAUCUACCAGUAAUGGGUUUUGGUGUCUUUCUGAAAUAGUUGUUCGAGGAGGUUUAUUACCACUUCUAAAGGUUGUAAAUGUUAAAUACUGGGAAGACUGAUGAGAAGGGUGGGUCUGCUGGAUGAAAUUUAUUGGCAAACAUGUAGCAUUUUCUGUACUGGGUUGAGAGUCCAUUACUGUAUGGCUUAAUAAUGUCAAUGGAACUAACAAAGAAUAAAGUUGCUUUGUUUUGUUCUAGA
Molecule: messenger RNA, 2581 nt
Organism: Cryptomeria japonica (Japanese cedar)
Lineage: Eukaryota; Viridiplantae; Streptophyta; Pinopsida; Cupressales; Cupressaceae
Exons: 4
Coding region: 212-1750 (512 amino acids)
Source: RefSeq, a predicted model, not a curated record